Molecule: messenger RNA, 435 nt
Organism: Dictyostelium purpureum
Lineage: Eukaryota; Evosea; Eumycetozoa; Dictyosteliales; Dictyosteliaceae
Exons: 2
Coding region: 1-435 (144 amino acids)
Biological process (GO): DNA-templated transcription initiation; DNA-templated transcription
Cellular component (GO): RNA polymerase I complex
Source: RefSeq, a predicted model, not a curated record
AUGAAAGUACAAUUAUCACUUCAAUUACCACCAAUGGAUACAAAUAAUAUUGUCAGUGGCACCAAAUCAAUGUUAGAUCGUUUAGUAUUUAAAUAUAAGAACGAGUUAGGCGGCAUUAUUAUCUCAUAUUACGAUGUUGUUCAUGUCGAUAAAGAAGCUAGAAUAUUUUAUGAUAGUCCAUAUUUAGGUAUUAAAAUUCAAGUUAAAUUUUUAGUUUUUAAACCAUUUAAAAAUCAAAUUUUAAAUGGUGUUGUUAAAAGAGUUUCAACAACUCAUAUUUCAUUAUUAGUAUUUGGUAUUAUUUCAGCAUCAAUUCAUAAGACAUGUAUCCCAAAAACAUUCAUUUUCGACCACUCAUCAAAUAUGUUUGUUAAUAAACAAAGUAAAGCAACUAUUUCAGUUGGUACCAAAAUUGCAUUUAAAGUUCAAGAGUAA